AUGGAGUUCAAUAGUGAAGAGGAUGCGUACAAGUUUUACAAUAAAUAUGCCUUUAAAAUGAGUUUUUGUGUACGCAAAGAUUAUCUAAAUAAAGACAAAGACGGCGUGACCACGUCUAGGAGAUGUAGUUACUUCAAGGAAGGUGUGAAGCGCAAAUACGAAGGUGAUGUGAUGCCAAAAAGGACACGAGCAUUGACUAAAACAGGGUGUGAAGUUAAAAUGGUUAUCGUGUUGCUUAGAGGGACAAUGAAAUACCGUAGCCAUGAGCUUAUGGGAAAGGAGGUAGGUGGGAUGGGUAAUGUCGGAUAUACUCGAGAUGAUUUUAAACGAUAUCUUCGAACGAGACGGAAAAGGAGCUUGAAAUAUGGAGAAGCAGUCACAUUCGACACAACCUACAAAACAAAUAAAGAAUACUGGCCACUUGGAGUAUUUGUGGGUUUUAACCAACAUAGGCAAAUUGUGAUAUUCAAUGCUGCCUUUAUGUAUGAUGAGAUGAUAGAUUCUUUCAAAUGGGUGUUUGGUACAUUUCUAGAAGCAAUGUGCGAAAAGCGUCCAAGAACCAUACUAACUGACCAAAAUCACCACAUAGCAGCCGCUCUUUCACUUGUCAUUCCUCAAACGUUUCACGGUCUAUAUACGUUUCACAUAAAGCAUAAUUUUAUCAAACAUCUUGACAAUCACUACAAAGAAAAUAGUGACCUUCCAUACAUGUUUGGUGCCUGCAUGUAUGAGAUUGAAGAAGUGGAACAAUUCAACAGGGUCUGGGAGGCGAUGUUUUUUAGACAUUUCAAUCGGGUGAUUGAUGAUAAGAGACAUAAUGAACUCAUUGCAGAAUAUGAAAUGAGGCAAAAGCUACCCAUGAUAGGGUUGAGGCAAACAUCUAUGCUUGUGCAUGCAGCAGAGACGUAUUCACUAACUGUAUUUGUUACUUUCCAAAAUGAAUAUGGCGAGUCAACAGCUAUGGUUAUAUUGAGACAACAAGAUGCAGGGAUGUUUGUGGAGUUUACAGUCAUGAGGUAUGAUGGAGAACCUGAAAGAAUAGUGGUAUUCAAUUAG
Molecule: messenger RNA, 1056 nt
Organism: Coffea eugenioides
Lineage: Eukaryota; Viridiplantae; Streptophyta; Magnoliopsida; Gentianales; Rubiaceae
Product: protein FAR1-RELATED SEQUENCE 5-like
Exons: 4
Coding region: 1-1056 (351 amino acids)
Biological process (GO): regulation of DNA-templated transcription
Source: RefSeq, a predicted model, not a curated record